AUGGAGACCAUCAAGAACGCCGCCAACUACGUCGCCGAGUCCGUCCAGGGCGGAGGUGCCGCCGCUUCCAAGGAAGCCAACAAGCAAGUCGCCAAGGACAGCGACGCCAGCCUCGGAACCCGUGCCACUGCCGCCAAGGAUGCCAUCGGAGACAAGAUUGACCAGACCUCCCACGAGGGUAAGGCUGAUCUCCACAAGGAGGCUGCCAAGCACUAA
Molecule: messenger RNA, 216 nt
Organism: Cadophora gregata
Lineage: Eukaryota; Fungi; Ascomycota; Leotiomycetes; Helotiales; Ploettnerulaceae
Gene: GRG-1
Product: Glucose-repressible protein
Exons: 3
Coding region: 1-216 (71 amino acids)
Source: RefSeq, a predicted model, not a curated record